This is a messenger RNA of Drosophila teissieri, 1621 nucleotides long. RefSeq names its product palmitoyltransferase ZDHHC2. Lineage: Eukaryota; Metazoa; Arthropoda; Insecta; Diptera; Drosophilidae. Gene Ontology annotation, cellular component: Golgi apparatus; endoplasmic reticulum. Gene Ontology annotation, biological process: protein targeting to membrane; peptidyl-L-cysteine S-palmitoylation. The coding region runs from base 43 to 1053 and encodes 336 amino acids. The transcript has a single exon. The record is from RefSeq and is a predicted model, not a curated record. Gene Ontology annotation, molecular function: protein-cysteine S-palmitoyltransferase activity.
UCACAAUAUUACUUCCACUGGAGGUGGAGGACCCUUUCCAGAAUGUGCCGGAUUGGGGAAGGCCAUGAAGGAAAAAGAAGAGGACCCUGUUGCCUGGUCAGAUGGCUGCCAGCACUCAUCAUUCUGGCCGUAGUGGCAUGGUCCUACCACGUGCUGGUCUACCAGAUCUGCAUAAAAAAAGUUUCCAACUAUUUGACCACCGGGCUUUUGCUGUUUUUCUACCACUUGCUGUUGCUCAUGUUUCUGUGGACAUGGUUGCGCUGCAUUUUCGUAGCUCCAGUCGGGAUACCCGACCAAUGGAAAAUAUCUGCCGAGGAUGUGGACAGAUUGAAGCGAAACGACGGAGCAGAGGGAGCAGCUCGAGUCCUCAGUUAUGCAGCCAGAAACUUGCCCAUUGCCACCUGUACCAGCGAUGGACUAGUGCGAUAUUGCAAGACCUGCUGGAUAAUUAAGCCGGAUAGAGCUCAUCACUGUCGAACCUGCCACAUGUGUGUCCUGAAAAUGGACCACCAUUGUCCUUGGCUAGUGAAUUGCGUCCACUUCCACAACUUCAAGUACUUCAUACUCUUUCUGUUUUACGCCGAGGUAUAUUGCUUUUAUGUGUUCUCCGUAAUGAUCUAUGAUUUGUACCUUAUUUGCGGCUUUGAGCUGACUAGUUUGAAAAAUCAGCAUUCCUGGAACAUUCUGCAGUACUUGGUAUGCAUUCUCUUUAACAUAUUCACCUUGAUUAUGUACGCUGUCAGCUUGUUGAACGUAUCUCGGAAUCGCACCACUAUGGAAUCAGCUUAUGAUACGUACUUUUUCGAUGGCGGCAAGAGCAAAAAUGGCUUCAAUUUGGGCUGCUUUGCCAAUUUCCGAGAACUUUAUGGCAAUAAGUGGUACCUCUGGCCCUUCCCGAUCUUCUCUAGUCGUGGUGAUGGACUUUCAUUCCCCAUAGACCACGAUCGACUAAAGGAAGUACGUGCCGAUAGUCAGAGAAACAGAGCUCAGAUAUACAAGGAAAACGUGGCCCGAAUUCUCGGAAUUCAUCAGCCAACUUUCAACGAUGAAUGAGCACUCGCAAAAUAAAAAAUCAAUGUUUUAUUUGUAUCACCAAGCAAGGGUAUUGCAAUUUGUGUGUCUUAAAUUUCUUGUUUUCCAUUUCAAAUCAAGGAAUACUAAAGGAAAACAUUUCAAGGAGAAGCUCGUACUAUUCGAGUUUCAGCUGCCGUAGACCAUUCGAAAAAGGGGAACUCCAUCAACAUCUUAAUUUACGAGUCAUUGGCAAGUGCACCCCAGCUUGGCAACUGCAAUCCGCUGGCCAUUUCUUCGUCGACCCGCUGAGUGGCCAACAUCGAUAAAUCCUCGGCAUUCCGGCUCUCUAGUCCGCAGCCUGCCCACAAACGCAUCGGAGUCGUUUAUAAAACGCUUAACAUUCGUGACAUAUUUCGCAUUUGGCUGCGCGUCGGGCGCAGAAAUUUAUAGACUUUAUCCAUUAGGAAAACAAUUACGAGUGCAAACAAUGGCAACCAAUGUGCGAUGUCCAGCGGAUGGACUCCCCGGCCAGAGGCGAUUCCUUGGGCACCGAGCAUAUGUUGGGAUUGUCGCGCCCCCAAGUUCAAUGUCCUCGUCUAUAUUUUCU